AUGAAGUCGUCAAAAUCCCAGCGUCUUGGAAUGCCCCCUCGUGGCCGCUCUUCUCGAAGCACCGAUGGCCAUGGAUCGGCGACAAGAUCGGAAGAGGAAAUUGUCGGAGACAGAAGAAGUGGCACAGACGCGUCCUCCCACACUCCCACCUCAGCGCACCACCAAGUGACGACUAUCUUGACACGCGAGAACUCGGCUGGAAUGGAGGCUAUGCGACGAAGGAUGAGUGCCGCGCUAGCUCAAAAACAACAGAUGCGUGCUGCUGCUGCCGCAGCCAGUGCUUCUAGCGGUUCGUCCGAUACCGCGAAACAAGACGACUCUUCCGAACCCUCGACGUCUCUGCAGCAGACCGAGUCGAGUUCGGAUGAAUCAGUCAAUACCGGCGCCCUCUCGACAGAUUCUGCCCGGACUAUCAGGGCCUCUUUUGACAUGACUCCGGGGACUGUCAGAACCCCUUCAUAUCCGUUCCCUCGCAUGGCUUUGCGCCUCAAUCGCCAAAUCAGCCACCGUUCAGGCCCCUCUCAUAGACCGUUUACUCUCUUGUCUCCCACCAAUGAGCCGCCGUUGAGCGCAGACCCUGCACAGCCUCCCCAUCCGCAACGGCAAGCAUCCUCUUCGGACCUGAGUACACCAAUUGGCCAGACACCAAUGAGCCCAGGUUAUCCUGAAGACCCCACUUUCCCGGCGCCCGACUUAUAUGAUAUCAUCCUGAUGCUCAAUGCUGAACCAGGUCUAGAAAUGUGGUGGGUCAAUGUUACCGAGAUUUUGUCCGAGGUCUAUGGCGCUGAACGAGCAUCGCUGGCGGUUCCUGGUGAUAUCACCGAUCUAGAGAACGUGCCGUGGGGCCAGAAGGCAACCUACAAUGUCAAUGGCAGUGAAGGGGUGCCUUCUUCACAAUUGGAAUCUCUGGCUACCUCUGACGCCGACGCCACCUCUGUAGGCCGGCGACCAGAUCCCGGCAAUAGGAUCCCCAGCGACGCUAGUUCAGCUCCUCCACGUCGGCCUCCUCUUCUGUCUCGGCAUUCUAUCGCAGGCCCCACUCCCGAUCCAUCUGCGAGAGGUGCGCGCCAGCGACCCGCAGGGCCUGUCCGCGCCUAUAGCACCGUACCCAAAGAGCCCGCAGAGGAAGUCAUGGCAAUCUUGCCGCUCUUGCCCAGGCUGACCAGGCAGGCCGCUACACCUCGGUCGACGUCCGUGGCAGAUUCAGAUCCCUUGGCAUUCAGAGGGCAGUACAACUUGUCUGGUUCCGCCUCGUCAACUCUUAGAUGUCAUGUUCAUCGUUCGAUCCAACCGCUAGAGGCCGAGUCUGACCCUUUACUUGUUCGCACGGGGGUUGCAUCCUUGUUUGGUAAGAGGAAGCCUGUCGUAUUGACGAGGGCCUAUACAGAUACUGCGCCGAGACAGUCACCCAAGGUAAAAGGUAGGGAAGAUGAUCGAAGUGCGCCACCGACGCCCUCCCCAGGGGGUUUUGAAGACCGCAAACUUGCCAGACCCGGAGAUAAUUCAACGUUGCAGAGCGCUUUUCGCGCAUUUGACGAAUAUGAGCAACCAGAACCGUCACCUUGGUCGCAGAGCCCUUCACCUUCGCCUGCAGCACGCCCCGAUCCAGCCGAAUCGCCUUUUUUCACGCAACCUACGGCAUCCAUUGACGAGACCGCAUUCGAACAGAAUCCUCCUGCUUACGACUAUGCGUCCACGGCCAAUCAGUCAUUGAGUGCGAUAGGGGCUGACAUGUCCAAGACACUUAUUCACGUGCCACUGAUACAACCAGUUUUGGCUAGAGGAACUAUGGCGUCUAACCUCCGUUUUCCGAUAGCUAUUCUUUCGUUUCUGUCCCCGCUGAACCCGUAUCCACGUAGCCUACGACAUUCUUUGGAAGCCCUGCUUCCACAUCUGGCAAGCUCAUAUUCACUUGCGCAGCAGUACAGUGCGCUUCAGGAUCGUCUGCGUGGCACCCCAGGCAGUCGACAUGGAGCGGCAUUCGGCCUUGGUGGCACAUUCUCUGAUGAAGGCUCGGAACUCGAGCUAGUGGCUGAGCUGAGUGGACAAAUUGCGCAGGAUAAGGAAAACGCCAAAUCAUGGACACACCAAGAAGAUCUCAGCCCUGGUGUUCUCAGGGAGAGUCCUGGCAGCUCUGUCGCGAGCACGCCACUCUUGGAGCAGUUUGGGUUGAGUUCGGGACAACCGCCAACCCCAGGUGGCAAGACGGGCUCUGAAAUGGUGGACAGCUAUUUCUCUGCUAGAAGACAGAGAGCCGGACAACAGCCACUAACGCCUGGCCCGCGACCGACAAAGGACGAGACCGAACAAGCCAAGCAUUCGACUGAGAAAACUUCUGCGAGUUCAAAGGCGGCUGGGAAGAAAACUACCACAGGUAGUGCCACAAAGACGCAGCCCGACCCUCCAAGUCCGAUGGCGCUUCGGACGGCGAGCAUCGCUUCUGAAGGUGAAGCCGGAGACCAUUCUUUCGCCUUGUACGAUAGGAUUGAUGCUCCUCGGCGAAAUACUGCUCGGCGUAUAAGCGAGCAUAAAGAUGACGGCGAGAGACCUUUACCUGAGCUAAUAUCGUCUCUGAUGCUCAAUGCGGUUCCACUACAACUUUUCCUGGCCAAGCCGAAUACUGGAGACUUGGUUUGGACAAAUCGUAAAUUUGACGCGUUCCGGAGUCAAGGAGAAGGUCGCGUGCGAGAUCCCUGGAAGAACGUCCACCCAGCAGACAGAAAUGGCCUGGUCAAGCUAUGGAAUGAAGCUCUGAGAACGGGGAGUCAGUUCACCCACUAUAUCCGCGUCAAGAGAUUCAACAGUGACAGCGAUUUCCGCUGGUUUGUAUUUCGAGCCAGCACUUUGCUGAGUAACAGCGGCCGGCUCCUGUACUGGAUCGGGUCAUUCCUAGACGUGCAUGAACAGUACAUGAAAAAUCUCGAGGCCAGUGAAAAGGAGGCCAUUAUGGCUCGUGACACAAAGAUUCGUGCACUUGCAGAUGCCAUUCCACAGAUUCUGUUUGAGGCCAUCGAAGGAGAUGGCAUUGUUGCCGUCAACCAACAGUGGCAUUCCUAUUCAGGCCAGACUCUCGAGGAUGCUCGAGGCUUAGGGUUUGCGAAACAUGUCCAUCGCGAUGAUCUGCAUAAAUGCGGCAUUUUAGCACCAUCAGACGUCGCUGCCAUCGCUCGAUCUUCAGCAGCUAGUGCCUCUUCGUCCAGCGAGUCAAACAGAACAGUCGCAGCGGUCGCACCGCCGCUUCCUGCACAGAAGAAUCUCUUCUCGCCUGAUCUGAGCUCGCUGGAUCGGAUGAUCAAGUCAGGUUCGGUCGUCGUGGAGAAGGACGAAAAUGGACGUCUGUCUUACCUGACAGAGAUCCGCUUGAAAUCGAGAGGGGGUGGGUAUCGCUGGUUUCUAGUACGUCUUGUUCGGGUUGACACUGGCUUAUGGCAGAGUCAGAGCGGAAAGGCAUCUUGGUACGGGACAUGCACCGAUAUUGAGACACGGAAAGCCUUGGAACGAGAACUAAACCAAGCCAAUGAGAAGGUUCACUCAGAAAUGGAGUCCAAGACCAAAUUCUUCGCCAACAUGUCCCAUGAAAUUCGAACACCACUCAACGGCAUUUUAGGUAGCAUGCCUUGGUUGGUCGAAUCAGAAUUGGAUCACGAUCAAAGGCGGACAGUGGACACCAUUCAAAACAGCGCCAACAACCUAAGGGAGCUUGUCGACAACAUCCUGGAUGUGACUAAAGUUGAGGCUGGAAAAAUGACACUGCUUCCGAAGUGGUUUCACGUCCGGACACUCUGCGAGGAGGUCGUGGAUACCGUGUCAUCCAGAGCCAUCGAGCGUGGGCUGGAACUCAAUUAUUCACUGGAAGCCAAUGUUCCUUCAAUGGUAAAGGGGGAUGCCUUCAGAGUACGCCAGGUUCUGCUCAAUCUCCUAGGGAAUUCCGUCAAAUUUACCGAACAAGGCGAGGUGUACAUGCGAUGUUCUUACCGCAAGGCUGACCCGGCCAAUUCAACAGCACAGGCGGACAACUCUGGCCUGCUCUCAUUUACUGUAGUCGAUACUGGGCGUGGUUUCAACAAAGACGAUUUCAAGCGGCUUUUCAAGCAGUUUGGUCAGAUUGGGGGCGGCAGCAGUCAUGAGGCAGGUUCAGGAUUGGGGCUUUUCCUCUCCAAGCAGCUGGUCGAGAUGCAUGGAGGCGAGCUUUCCGUGAAAAGCAAAGCAGGUGAGGGCUCGACUUUCAGCUUUUAUAUCAGGGUCGAAGUGGCUCCUCCUGGGUCUGAAGUUACCUCCCCCCAAGUAGCCGCUAGAGCCGGUCAACAGCAAAGGCAGUCACCUUCGUUGGGAGGGAGUGCCAGAUCGAGAUCCGAUAAUAAGACCACGACAAUGGCGUCUGCCAGGGGUCUUUCGUACAGCGAGGGGGUCAUUCAGACGCCCGGCCUGUCCAGAUAUGUCAGCUCUCCUCUGCAACAGGCACCUGCGUCGCCGGUCGUCUCAUCUCCAACGCUGGUCUCACCACCGGUCCUCCCGUCAGAUAGCUCCGGAUUGUCGAUGCGAUCAAACUCAGGCAAUAUAGCGUCCACCUCAUCGGCCACUUCGACAGUGCAAACGCCCGAAUUCGCACCUCCCCCUGAAUCGGCAGUCUCUACGAACGAACGGCAAAUCCUGACAGAAAAGGCAAUUGCCGCUCACCCAAUUUUUAAGCGGAGCAAGAGCGAUAACGACGGAAGUGGACUUGUGUCGGAACAGGCACAUCCUCAAAUGUAUUCCAUCAUCAUUAUUUGCCCUGCCGAGCAUGCACGGACGGCGAUCAAGCAGCAUAUUGAGCACGUGGUUCCAUACUCGAUCGCAGCCAAUGUCACGACCAUUCCAGAUAUUAGUUCCUUCCUGGGUCUCUUGAACGGGCCAUCUCCGGCCACUUUCACACACAUCGUCUUGGACAUCCCGGCGACUUCAGACAUUAUGCUGUUUAUGCGUCAGAUGGUCAACUAUGGCGGUCCGGUGACACCAGCGUUGGUGGUGAUUACAGACCACUACCAAAAGCGGGAUAUUUUGGAUGAUUUCACUGCCCUGACGGCCAGCGGACGUAAAGCCUAUAUGAUUCACAAACCGGUCAAGCCCUCGGUGUUUGCCAUGAUUUUUGAUCCUGCACAGUUACGCAACCUGAGCAAGGAUCGAGCACGCGAGGUUGCGCAGUCGAGCUCUGACGACUUCCGACACAUUGCCAACUUGGUCAAGGACAAGAUUGGUGGAAGAGAGCACCGGGUGCUGCUGGUUGAGGACAGCGAUGUGAACCGGAUGGUGAUCCAGAGGUACCUCAAGAAAGUGGCGCUUGUUAACGACUGUGCCAAGGACGGGCAGCAGUGUGUGGACAUGGUUCUGGGCAAACCACACGGGUACUAUUCGCUCAUCAUCUGUGACAUCCAGAUGCCGGUCAAAAACGGGUAUGAGGCAUGUACGGAAAUUCGGGAGUGGGAAAGGAGUCACAGAUACCGGCCGUCGCCGAUCAUGGCACUGACAGCGCACGCGAUGCCAGAGGAACGCGCAGCGGCGGCGAAUGCUGGAUUUACCGACUAUCUUACCAAACCGGUUGAUUUUAAUGUGCUGGGGACGAUGAUGAUGACGCUACUGGACCCAAGCGUGCCACACGUGUUCUUACGUGAUAGGCCUCUCGAGUCUUGA
Molecule: messenger RNA, 5667 nt
Organism: Cladophialophora psammophila CBS 110553
Lineage: Eukaryota; Fungi; Ascomycota; Eurotiomycetes; Chaetothyriales; Herpotrichiellaceae
Exons: 1
Coding region: 1-5667 (1888 amino acids)
Biological process (GO): phosphorelay signal transduction system; phosphorylation
Molecular function (GO): phosphorelay sensor kinase activity
Source: RefSeq, a predicted model, not a curated record